Pelobates cultripes (western spadefoot toad) is the source of this 605-nucleotide messenger RNA. NCBI's taxonomy places the organism in Eukaryota, Metazoa, Chordata, Amphibia, Anura, Pelobatidae. The record is from the annotation of a GenBank genome assembly.
AUGGGAGACUCUGGAACCGGGGAGAGGCUUGCGACUAACGUUUUAGUCCCCCGGAGAGAUACGCACCGCUCCUUUUGGAUGAGGCCUACUCAGGCGGUGAGCGAGACGGACGGCCGCCGCCCGCUAUCCUGCCCGAUGCUGUCUGGCCAGACUCCCUUAGCUGAGCAGACCGGGCCCUGUUCCCCCCCCCUGGGCCGGCGGGGGUGAUCCCGGCCCACACCCUAUAUGCUCUGCAGCCUCUGCUACCUCGAAGCACCCGGGGCCCUGAAGGACUGCAAACACGUAGACCAGGCCACGAGCCAUAUCUAAAAUGGCGGCGCAGUGACCCUGCUGGCUCGCACAGAUACCUGCGGCUCCCGGGGGGAUGCCAUCUACACAAGCCCUGUGAAUCUGAUCUAAUAGACAACCCCCCGGGCAUGCUCGGCCGGCCGGCACAGAAGGCACAUCACCUCCACAACGGCACAGCGACACCUAACUGCCAAACCGCAAGGAGGAGACACCAAACGGCUGGAGGAAAACAGCUGCGACAAAAUCAGGGGGACUUACCAACCUUCAGCAGCCACAAAGCAGAACUCGGGCAGACAGGACUUGAGGAACCAGCAUGA